This is a messenger RNA of Marchantia polymorpha subsp. ruderalis, 3795 nucleotides long. The record is from the annotation of a GenBank genome assembly. NCBI's taxonomy places the organism in Eukaryota, Viridiplantae, Streptophyta, Marchantiopsida, Marchantiales, Marchantiaceae.
CAAGCAUCACCAAUCCAAGUAAUGUUGACUUCAAGGCCGAUAAGCCAUGAAGUACUGAAGGCGGAAAAUAUUUAUUCAUUCAUCAAAAUAUACUAAACAAUAAGGUUACGCAUCAAGCUCUUAUAUAUGACCAAGGGACAAAUAGUACAAGGUUAUUCUAGAGCUCUGCACGUUGGACAAAUGCAGGUUUUGGGGUCCGCACUUUUCCAGACACUAGAACUAGAAAUUAAGAUAGCUUGACUACCAAGCCUCUAUUACCAGUACGAAAUACUGUAGUCGUAAUUCUCACAUCUUUGUUGAAUCUAUGCCCAGUAUUUAAAAAAGAAUAGCAACUUCAUUUCAGGCGAUUUUGUAGCAGGCGUAAAAUCUCCAGGUUCUGGUUUCAUUCCCACUAACCCUAAUCUGAAAAUACCUCACUUGCAGUGAAGCCUAUAUACCUUCUGGAAGUUUAGUAUUAGCGCUAAUAGGUGUAGAUGCUCGUACCAUUCGCUCCCACAAUGAAAUAAAUUGGAAGGAGCAGUCGAGAGGUGUAUGAAAAUACGCCUCGCAGGUGAUCUUGGAAUAAAUAUAUUUCCUAUCCGGAUAAAAACUUCAAAUCCACCGACUAUGAUUUGCAAUCCAAGAUGCUAUGGUGACAUUGUAAUUUUUGAGAGAUCAACCGCUAGAAAUUUAUCGUUCCACUUCACCGAAAAAACUCUAAAAUAUCGUUAAAAAUGAUACACAUUAUUAUUUUACAUAUUUUAAUCUGUUUUAGUGAGGCCGGUUUCUUUUAACGUUUUUGGCCUGUUGAGGUAGUAAACAGACGGCAUCGCGGUAAACGGGAAAAGGCAAAAAGAGCUGGCCGUCGGACAGCAGAACAGGAGCGUGGGGCAGCAAGCGAGACCGAGACUUCGACAAGUGGACCUCUCCAGCAGUUCCCUCAGAAACAAUUCCGCGAAAUGUGCAGCGAAAGAAAACCUUUUACGACGCUCGAGGCGCAAGUCGGGGUAUGCGAAAUAGCGAAAAGAGCGAAAUUAGAGAAAAGAAGCGAAAAAAGGCGAAGGAGACAGAUUCGGGCCAAUCGGGGGAGAAGUCGUCCUCGUCCGCGCCCGCGGGAGCGGCACAGCGCCGGACAGGUCAGCGGAGCGGAUGGGAAGGCGCUCUCGGUUUGAACGAGGGAGCCAGCGUCGCGUUGCUCGCUCGAGCGAGAGACCUCUCUCUCCUUCGAAUUGCGCAGCCCAUUCUCGUCGUCCUCCAUCGCGGCUGCUGCAUCGGGCUCCCUUCUUGCGGUCCGCCUUUGCAAUAAUCUCUCGAUCAGACCAUCGCAACUUCUCCCGUGCUUUUUCUCGCUCUGCCGUCUCACUUCGUGUUCGGCUUCGAGGCGCUUCUGGAGCAUCUUCUUCUGGGCGGUGAUCUGGUCGGGGCAUAAGACGAUAGCGAAGAAGACGAGACGAGGACGGGAGGGAGGAGGGAGUGCACGUAUGGAAAUGGAUGGGCUGGUGGAACCGGAUACAUUCGAUUUGAUCGUGCUCGGGACGGGUUUGCCGGAGUCCAUUUUGGCAGCUGCGGCUGCUAACGCUGGGCACAGUGUUUUGCAUUUGGAUCAUCUUGAUUUUUAUGGAGCUCACUGGACCUCCCUGUCCUUUUCUCAGUUCCGCUCUUGGGCUGGAUCGGGAGGGAGUUUCGCCCCGCCUCCGAUUCUUGCCAAUUCUUCGUUCGCAGAUGAGUGUGAAGAAUCUCCACUUUCAACUGCCUCCUCUGGUAAUUUGUUAGGAACGGCGUGUGAUUUGAGAGCUGAUGAUGAGACGGGGGCUGGGGCCGAUCAUCCCGACGGAAAGGGGAAUGAUGUUUCUGGAACUACAAUCGCCGAGAGUGAUAAGGCCGGCAAUGAGGAGACUGAGAGUGCUCGUCCUGGAGACCAAAGAGAGAUAGGGCUAGAAGUGGUCGAAGUAGAUUAUGAAAAUCAUUUAUACUCCGACGUCAGAUUGAAGGAUAUCGAAGGAGUCGAUCUCGGAGCUUCCAGAUUUUAUAACUUAGAUCUUGCCGGACCCAGACUGACGUUUUGCGGAAGUCAGUUAGUGAAUCUGCUGUUGCGAUCUGGAGCUAGUAACUACGUGGAAUUCAAGGGAGUAGAGGCCACCUACAUGUGGACAGGGACAGUUCUUUCUGCAGUUCCAUCCUCACGAGCCGACGUUUUUAAGGACAAAUCUUUGAGUCUUUCUGACAAACGUUUUUUGAUGAGAUUCUUCAAGCUCGUGACUGAUCACGCCAAUGCUGAGGGUGCGGAGAUUUCACGCGAGAUACUCGAAAGUCCCUUUGUGGAGUUCAUGCGCCUUCAAAAUCUGCCAACUUCUAUGCAAUCAAUCAUACUCUAUGCAAUAGCUCUUGUGGACACUGAUCAAGAUUCCAAGGAUUCCUCCACUCUUCUGAAGACUGAGGAUGGCUUUCGAAAGUUAACUUUGUACCUCUCGUCCGUCGGCCGAUUCUCAAAUGCACCUACAGCAUUUUUAUACCCUCUUUACGGUCAAGGAGAGCUUCCUCAAGCGUUUUGCCGCUCGGCUGCUGUCAAUGGGUCCCUUUAUGUUUUGCGCCGACCCAUCAAGGCUUUGAUCGUGGACAAGGAAUGCAAUGAAUACCGAGGCGUCCAGACUCUUACCGGCCAGCAUUUGUAUAGCAAGAAACUGAUUAUGGGGCCCAGUGUCGUACCGAAACGCGAGCAGGAGGGUGGACUGCUUCCUUUAGCCAAAGAAGAGAAUGGAAGUGUACAAAAACCUGGUGAUGAGUCCUCAAAAAAACCUGCACUCUUGUCUUCCUCAGAAGGGCCUCAUACGAAAGUGGCCAGAUACGUAUGUAUCACUGAUAAAUCUCUUUUCGAAGGACAGACCACUCUAUUGGUCAUCUUCCCUCCCAAAUUGAUCUCUGAAAAUCACUCAACAGUUGUACGAGCCUUGCAGCUGAGUAGUGCUGCAUCCGUUUGCCCAGAUGGAAAGUUCGUUCUUCAGUUAUCAACCUUAUGCUCAGAUGCAUCGGAUGGACAUGAGAUAUUGAAAGCAGCCAUUGACAUACUCUUGUCAAGACCGGGGGAAGGAACUUUGGUUUCAUCGGAGGCGAAUGAAGAAUUUUUGCCAGCUCCCAAGCCCAAAAUACUGUGGUCCGUUUACUUCAAACAGGCUUUGCAUACAGACGCAAGGAAACUGGCACGACCAGGACUGGCCAUGUUUGACAUGCCGGACGGAGCUUUGGAUUGCGAGGGGAUCUUAUCUUCAACAGAGAAGGUAUAUCGCGAAUUCUUCCCACAAACAGAGUUCUUCAAGAAAGCUCCUCCUCCAGAAGAGAAGGAAACCGAAGAGGUCGAGUCAGAGGACGUGGAAACAGAGUAGUUAUCACGAAUUAUAUCACCUCAUGGGCGUAUUUCACACCUCCUCCCUCCCUCGUACAGUGGGAGAUAAUAUGCGAAUUUAACCUAAUAAAGCGUUCAAGUCUCAACAAUAUUGGCCUGGUAGUGACUGUUAUGCGAGAUAUGCUUGCUCCACGGCUGCCUCCAAUUUUGGAAUCAAACCUUAGUCCAAUUGCAAUAUCACCUCGAGAGAUGGAACCGCUGUCCACACUUAAACUUGUAGAUCUCUUGGCAAUGGUUGCGUGCUCUUAGAGCCAGCAUGCGUUUUAAUAUUCCUGACCUAUCGGAUUUUUUAUAUGUAGAGUAAUAUACUUCUUUCGUGCAACUCCCCAAUUUCUGACGUGAGCACUUUGUUAAUGUUACCAACCAAAUACGCACUCUAAUUGGACACAGAACUAACCCAUAUGUAACUACAAGAG